AACCGCACUCUGCCGUAGCUACACACAAUAAUUUCUCACUAAUUAUAUUUAAAAGCCUCACGCAUCUCAAAGCCCACCUAAAUAAACAAGCGACUUCCAACAAAUCUUUCUCGUCUGAUUAAUACCCAAGUUACCUGAAAUGUAAUUAGUAAAAGCCCAACUGUUUUAAUACCUCUCAAGGGUGUCUUGAUCAUUUCACAACAUUUUUGCCAACGUGGCCUUUUUAGAAAGAGGGAGAGAGAGAAUGGUCAAGGGCAAAGGGCGAAGGCUUGAGGAGUCUUAAAGACUGUCCGUUUGCCUUUUUACUGAGACGACACGACGGCGGAUUAGGACUUAGAGGCAGUUUGACAGUUUAAAACGGUACCCUUUUUCCUUUCUCUCGUCCUUGUACGAACCCUUGCCUAGCCAGUAUGGUUUUCUCAAUCAUUUUCUCCCUUUUUUCAAAAGGCCACCGCCAAUCUCUCCCUCUCUGUCUCUCCGGUUAGAGCUCGGAAUCACGCCGGAGAUCCUCCAGCGAAUCCGACGGAAGCUAAAGAGAAAGAACGAAAAAGUGUUUGAAAAAAACAAGAGAGAGAGGGAGAAAACGUGCGAUUCUGAGAUUAAGAAAAAAAUUAAACAAACGAAGUUAUAAAUUAAAAGAAAAAGAAAAAAGGAAGAAAAGAGGAAGGAGGAGGUGGGGGUGGUUAACGUGCAAUGCAGGGAAAAGGAAGGCAUGAAAGCAGUGCUUGCAAGGCACAGAUGCCAAGAUGAUCCCUUCUUCAUUCAAUCUCCCUUGCCUUAUGCCGCAAUUUAUUCGAUGUUCUCUCCUCUCUCAAAGUCUUUUCUCCCCCCACCUCCGUUUUUAAAUACCUCUCCCUCUCCCUCUCCUGAUUUGGAAAUUGAAAACACACAAAAUAUUCUCUUCUCGUUUUCCGAAUUUUGAUCCCCUAAUCGGCUCGUUUUGACUUCCGAGCUCGAUCUUGUUGAGAAUUUGUCUUCGUUGUUCGCUUGCGCGUUGUAUCUUUCAUAAUCUUCUUUGGCCAUGGUUUCUAUAAUUAAUACAUACUACAAAAUAUAAAACCGAAGAAUUCCGCGUCCUUUGGCUUUGAUUUUUUUGAGUUUUGUUUUGUUUUUGUACAUAAACGGUUGAGGGGCCUGGAGAGAUGGAAAUAUUUUGAGAAAUUUUGAGUUGUUUGAAGAAAUUCUUGGUUUCAUCUGGCCAUAUGAGGCAAUGGACCUUCAGAGUUUGUCUUUACCAUCCUCCUCCUCUGAUGAUAAACGUUUUCCCAAUGAGAGGCAGGUUGGAUUUUGGAAGUCAGACACCGUGCUUGAUCAGCAUGCACAUACGAAGCCAGUUGCUUCAUCAACCAUUGAGAAAAUUAUUCCAGUGGAAAGUCAGAGAACAAAAUAUCUGGAGCAUACUGAGACUUUCACCAAGCAAGACCAGAACGUUAAUCUAUGCAUAGAUAGCCAGGCAGUGGGAGCAGAGAGAGUGCCCGAUCGGUCACUAAAUUUGUUGAGACCUAUUAAACAAGGUCCAGGAAAAAAAUUGAGUUUUAAUGGAGACCAUGGAUUUCAUGUUGCAGAAGGAAGCACAGUCAACACCAUGACUUCCCAUUAUGAGAACAGCCUCUUUUCAAGGUCAUUUUCAGAGUUAUUUACUAGGAAGCUGAGAUUAUCUUCAAACAAUGCUCUACAUGGCCAUUCAAUUGACGCUGUUGCCACAAACUAUGACGAAGAGGAACCAUUCGAAUCUCUUGAAGAACUUGAGGCCCAAACCAUUGGAAACCUUCUGCCUAAUGAUGAUGACUUGUUUUCCGGAGUGACAGAAGGACUUGAUUUUAUUGUCCUGCCAAAUGUUUCAGAGGAGGUAGAAGAAUUAGAUGUUUUUAGCAGUGUUGGAGGGAUGGAUUUAGGAGAUGAUGAUUUCACUGUUGUGCAAAAGAAUUCUGAAUUUCCUGGGGAAAAUCACCAGGGUUUAAGUAAUGGUUUAGUUGCAGGAGAACACCCUUGUGGUGAACACCCUUCUAGAACACUGUUUGUGAGAAACAUAAACAGUAAUGUUGAAGAUUCUGAGCUAAAGGCCCUUUUUGAGCAAUAUGGUGACAUUCGCACUCUUUACACAGCUUGCAAGCAUCGUGGUUUUGUUAUGAUCUCAUAUUAUGAUAUUAGAGCAGCAAGAAACGCAAUGAAAGCACUCCAGAAUAGACCAUUCAGGCGUAGGAAACUUGACAUUCAUUACUCAAUCCCAAAGGACAAUCCUUCAGAGAACGAUGAAAACCAAAGCACUCUAGUUGUAUUUAACCUUGAUGCAUCUGUUUCAAAUAUUGAACUUCGUCACAUAUUUGGUGCCUAUGGAGAAAUCAAGGAGAUCCGUGAAACACCACAAAGAAGUCAACACAAAUUCAUUGAGUUUUAUGAUGUUAGAGCUGCUGAGGCUGCUCUUCAUUCAUUGAACGGGAGUGAUAUUGCUGGGAAGCGGAUUAAGGUUGAGCCUAGCCAUCCUGGGUGUUCAAGAACAUGUUUGGUGCGACAGCUUCCUUUAGAGGAGCGAGAUGAACUCUGCCCUUAUGAGCAUCUACAUAGUCCCUCUAAUAAGGCAACCGUGGCAUUUCCUGUCAGGGCAAACUCAUCAAUUAAUAUGGCUAAUGGGAUUAGUUCAGUGGUGAACUCUGCCAUACAGGCCCGCUUUUUGGAAUCAACAAUUCAUCAUGGAAUCUCUUCCGGUGUGUCUAACAGCUUAAUGUCAACGGCUAGAGUGGGAUCAAUUGGCAAUCAAUCUGUCAUUGCUGAGUCAGGCCACUUGCAAGGUCAACUGACAUUUGAUGCCCAAGGGGCAUCAAGUUUUCAUUCUCGUUCACUACCAGAGUUUCAGAAUGGUUUAUGUAGUGGUGUUCUCUCCAAUUCUUCUGGCCCCAUGGUUGCAAAUAUUAAUUCCAAACCACUUGAAAUAAUUGAUAAUAGGCCAUUAUCCAGAAUUAACUCAAAUGGGCACUCAUUUGAAUUCAGCAAAGCUGGUUUUCCAUCUGCUGGAAAUGUGAGCCAUCUUCUUCCUGGACAUCAUUAUUCAUGGAGUAACUCUUAUCACCAGCCUCCAAGCAUGAUGUGGCCUAAUUCACCUUCCUUAGUUACUGGAACUUGUGGUGCUCAUCCUACAGCACGGCUUCAUGGACUUCCUAGGGCGCCAUCUCAUAUUUUGAACGUUGGUGUACCCAUAAAUAACAGCCAUGUUGGGUCAGCACCAACUGUUACUCCUCUCUGGGACAGGCGACAUGCCUAUGCAGGGGAAUCUCCUGAGGCUUCCACUUUUCGUCCAGGUUCUCUUGGCAGCAUGAGAGGUGCUAAUAAUUUGUCACAUUCAAUGGAGUUCGUUCCUCAUAACAUCUUUCCUUAUGUUGGUGGAAACUGUAUGGAUGUAUCAGUGUCUCAAAAAAAUGUAGGACUCCAGUUACUUCACCCAAGGUUCUCAGCGUAUACUAGGAGAGGGCAAAUCAUUCCGAUUCUGAAUUCAGUUGAUUCUCCUCAAGAAGGUACAAGAAGCCAGAUGAAUGACAGCAGUAUUAAUCAGGGUGACAAGAAGCAAUUCGAACUUGAUAUUGAUCGCAUAAUACAAGGGGAAGACAAGCGAACAACACUUAUGUUAAAGAACAUUCCUAACAAGUACACCUCAAAGAUGCUUUUGGCUGCAAUUGACGAACGCCAUCGAGGAAGUUAUGAUUUCAUUUAUUUGCCAAUUGAUUUCAAGAAUAAAUGCAAUGUGGGAUAUGCAUUUAUCAACAUGAUUGAUCCUAGCCAAAUUAUUACAUUUUAUCAGGCAUUCAAUGGGAAGAAGUGGGAGAAAUUCAACAGUGAGAAGGUGGCAUCACUUGCUUAUGCUCGUAUACAAGGAAAGGCAGCCCUUGUUGCACAUUUUCAGAACUCAAGCUUGAUGAAUGAGGAUAAGAGAUGUCGACCUAUACUCUUUAACACUGACGGCCCGAAUGCAGGUGAUCAGGUGCCAUUCCCAAUGGGGGUUAAUGUUCGAACAAGAUCUGGAAAAGCUCGUUCCACCGGUCAUGAGGGGAAUAAUCAAGAAAGUCCUUCAAAUACGGAAAAUGAAGAGAAUUCUUCUAAUGGGGAAACUUGUUCUUCAAAGCAAUCGGGCUAAGGAAGCCAAUUUCAUUUUUUGAGCGCUAACCUUCUAGCACUAGUACUGCAAAAUCGCAUCUACCGAAAAUCUGGCUACGGGUAUCAAGGAUAUACAUAAAGAAAAAAAUAAAAAAGGUGUAAAAGAAUCUUUUAUGAGAAAGUUUGCUUGGACAAAACUUAAUAGUGAUUCUAAAAUUUUCUUCGGGUUUUCAUGAAUUCUAGAGCAGUUAGAAAAAGGAGUAUUGCUAAUGGAGCUUCAAAAUUUUGGAUAC
Messenger RNA from Durio zibethinus, 4379 nucleotides. The record is from RefSeq and is a predicted model, not a curated record. NCBI's taxonomy places the organism in Eukaryota, Viridiplantae, Streptophyta, Magnoliopsida, Malvales, Malvaceae.